AACCUCGUAAGAUUAUAGUCAACUUCGGCAAUCAUUCCACACCUCCUCUCGAAUUUCUCUACCCACCAUUAGAACUUGGCUUCCACGAGAACCAAGAAGGGGCCGAUCCGAUACGCUCGUGCCUCGUUUGAUCUUAACUUACCAACCCCUUUUGGGGGGUUUUCCGUUGCCGCUUUUCCAACCGCCGAUGCUGUCUGGUCGGAGUCGAUUCUUGGUCCGCUGACGUCGAUCACCCCGCGACGUUUGCAGAUCACGCUUGCUGCAUGACGCCUUGCGCAAGCUCUUGCCGUGUUUGACUAAAACUUAAGUCGAGUUCUGCUGUGCGGAAUUGGCGGUGCUUUAUCUUAUUUGGGCCUAUAAAGAUUCAAGAUUACGGCUAGCGGACAACGAGGUAACAGUCUCUCUGUCUCUCUCUGUGACGGAGGUUUUGGAGUUCGUGGGUUCUUUUGUCUAUGGCGGUGAAUGAAUGAGGUGUGGCUGAUCAAUCACUAAAAAGGGGUUCGCGGGGUCGCUGGAGGAAAAGGGUUGAUCUCUCCGGCGUCAGUGGGGGGACCGAAAUGGCCGGCGCCGGUCGUCCUCUGAUCUCUGUUCAUCCCGACGAGCUCAAAUUCACUUUUGAGCUGGAAAAGCAUAGUCAUUGCGAUCUCGAAGUUGUGAACAACACAGAAGGCCAUGUCGCAUUUAAGGUUAAAACAACUUCACCUAAAAAGUACUUUGUACGACCAAACUCUUGUACGAUACCACCUCAAGGUUCCUGUCAAGUAAGAGUUACUCUCCAAGCCCAACAAGAAUACCCGCCUGAUAUGCAAUGCAAGGACAAAUUUCUUCUUCAAAGCACCAUUUUGCCCUCUAAUACUGAUGGCAAAGAACUUCCGCCUGAUACUUUCAGUAAGGGUGGUGGAAGAUUAGUAGAGGAAUGCAGACUUGGAGUUGUCUAUAUUUUUCCCAGCUCACCUCAAGAAAAGUCCGGAGAGGAAGCCUUUAGGAGCUCGAUACAAAGUUCUGAUGAUGAUACAAGUCUGGCUUUGCAGCGGAUGAAGGAUGAGCGAGACGCAGCUGUUCGGCGAGCACAGUUGUUUCAGAAAGAUAUUGACAUGAUGAAAACACAAAUACAACGGAGAAGCGGCCGAGGGUUCUCCUUCAUGUGGGCACUCGCCGUGGCUUUCGUUGGUGUAAUGAUCGGAUUCAUGUUAGCCUUCUUGUACCCGUCCCCAUCUGCAGAAUGAGUAGCUACUGGUCAGAGCUGCAAGAGGCAGGUGGUUGAUUUAGUUCCUCGUAAGAAAAAGUUUAAGCUUGGUCGGAAUGUUCGCUCGUUUGCUUUAUUCUUUCUGUAGAUCUUCUCCCUCGCAUGUCUGCAGAGUCUAUUGCAUGGUAGAUAGUCUCUUCUUCAAAAUUUGCAAAAAUUGUGAAGCUGCUAGGGAAGUCUCUCCUAUUCUAAGCUCCAAACUGAACAUGGGAGUCGGGAUAAUAAUCACAAUGUAUCCAUAGAACAUGAAUCUAGCCAGAACUGUCUUGUUUCAUUCCUUA
Messenger RNA from Eucalyptus grandis, 1527 nucleotides. RefSeq names its product vesicle-associated protein 2-1. The record is from RefSeq and is a predicted model, not a curated record. Gene Ontology annotation, biological process: endoplasmic reticulum membrane organization. Lineage: Eukaryota; Viridiplantae; Streptophyta; Magnoliopsida; Myrtales; Myrtaceae. The coding region runs from base 558 to 1226 and encodes 222 amino acids. The transcript is spliced from 7 exons. Gene Ontology annotation, cellular component: plasma membrane; endoplasmic reticulum membrane.